ACGUCAAGAAUGUUAAAUUUCGUUUUCCUAACAAGUAACGGAAAAGGUUAAAUCCCCAUGAAUUUGCGACCUAGCCUCUGGGGGCGUAUUCUACGUUUCGAAAACCACCGACUGCAUUUAAGUUUACAACGAAUCACUUGUGUCCCCAUUUCAUUUAUUUUGUCGGAAGACCAUCCGAAAAGUUUGUAUCCAUCGCACGCGAACUUGUGCCAAGAAGAGAUAUGCAAUCCUCAAAAGGGUGGUACCGUGCAAAAGAUUCCCAACAUGGCAGGGGUUGCCCUCCCCAGGAGCUGCGGCUGGUGUUGGUGGGGAAGACGGGGACAGGGAAGAGCGCGACAGGCAACACAAUUCUGGGUGAGGAGCGGUUCAAAUCGGAGCUGUGUAUGAGCUCAGUGACUGGGGGCUGUGAGAAGGCUCGGGGAACGGUGCUGGGGCGGAAAGUGACACUGGUGGACACGCCCGGCCUGUUCGACACCUCACUCUCCCAGCAGGACGUGCAGGAUGAAAUCCUGCGGUGUUUGGCCAUGUCCGCUCCAGGACCGCACGCCAUACUCCUGGUGCUGCAGAUCGGCCGCUUCACUGAGGAAGAGCAGCGCAGCGUGGAGAUCAUCCAGACCAUCUUCCAGAGCGAUGCUGCCCAAUACACCAUCCUCAUCUUCACCCAUGCCGACAAGCUGAAGGGAGACUCUUUCCAGAACUUCAUCUCCAAGCAAGGCAAAAUAAUUCAGGACCUGGUGGAGCGAUUUGACCGGAGGGUCCUGCCCUUCAACAAUGAGGACAGGGAGGAUCACGGCCAGGUGGCAGACCUGCUGGAGAUGAUCAACCGCAUGCUUGCACAGAGAGAGAAACCCUAUUUCACUAACCAGGCCUUCCAGAAAAUGGACCAGGCCCUGGAAGUCUAUAAGCAUGAACAUCUGGAGAGAAAACAGGAAGAAAUAGAAAGAGAGAAGAAGCAUGCUGCUGCAGAGUGGGAAGUGGUUUGGGCAGACUUCUCCAGCCAGAUGAACAAGGAGAAACAGCAGUCUGAGGUGAAGAAGAGACGCAUCGAGCAGAGCAUAAAGACACUGAGUACAAGGAAGGCAGAAGUGGAGCAACAGCUUGAGGUGGAGACCAAGAAGCUAAAACAGUUGGAACAGCUGGAGAAGGCCAGGAGACAGGAAGAAAAAGAGUACAGGAAGUUUAUCGAUUCUGAAAUCAAACGGGUGGAGAAAGAGAUCGAUGACAGAUAUUCUGAGAGUGCACGGGAGGAAGCAGAGAGCUCCAAUGACUUCCUCCGCAGAUAUGCGUGGCUGAUUCUGGGAGGGGCCGCGCUCGUGGCAACUGGGGUGGGAAUUGGGGCAGGAGCCGCAGUGAUGGCUGCUGCAGCUCCUGCAGCUGCAGCUCCUGGAGGGCUUGCUGGUGCAGCUGCAGCAGCUGCUGCCAUGGCUGCAGAGUUCGGACCAGCAGCAGCAGCUGUGGCUGCAAAGGUGGGCCCUCUCCUUGCAGCACAGUGCUCAAUUCAGUGAUCCAACGCUGAUGCAGUCUGCAGUGAAAGCCUUGUUUCCUCUAAAGUGGCCUCAUGCAACCUACAGGGAAACUCCUGUCCAGUGACUCUGAUGAAGUCUGCGGAGAAAAUUGUUUUGUAUUCUCAUCUACAGUAAAAUUCUCCUUUCCUGCAUAAUUCAUUUUUCCAAACAGACUUAAACUUUUAUUUAAUCUUUACAAUAUCUAGCACGUAGCAUAUGUCAAACAAAAAAAUGUUGUGCUGUGCUGUGUGCUAGAUAUUAGCAUACCUUUUUGAUUUUAUUCAUCCUGUAUUUGUAUUCCAGUUAUCAUAUGUUACAUGCUGAAUGCUCUCUGUCUUUAAAAGAAUGGUGAAAGGGUUUAACAUAACAUUUAGAUUAAAUUAAAUAAAGUUAAAUUGAGUGAAAUCUCCACAUUUAUUUUAGAUAUGUAAUCAAGCAAUUCACAUGUAGUUAAUGUGCAGGUUCUCAGCUUUUAUUAAAAGGGUACUUUCAUUCAUUUCGUACUCACCAUGUAGAAAUUGCAGCACUUUUUUAUACAGUGCUGUGAAAAAGUAUUCGCCCCCUUCCUGAUUUCCUCUGUUCUUUAAUAUUUGUCACACUGACUAGUUUCAGAUAUUUAGACAAAAUGUAAUAUUAGACAAAGGCAAACUGAGUAAACACAAGACGCAUUUUGAAAUGAUUAUUUCUUUUAUUUAAUGAAAAAACAGUUAUCAAACUCCCAUAUCACUUGUGUGAAAAAAAAGUAAUUUUUGGUCAGCCAAUCAACAAAUUAACUAAAUUAAAUUAAUAAAUAUAGCGAUAUUGGGGGCCAAGCAUCCAGGAUUAUCUGCAGAGCAACUUCAAUUUGUAUCUUUCUGAGUUUUCUGCAAAAAUGUAAAAGAAAUUAUGCAUCAAUUUAGUAGCCUUCGCACCACAGUUGUGCUGCUGGGGUGCACUGCAUGCUGCAGUGGGAGAGGGAGAUGAGCAGAGUGUGCAAGGUUCAGUUGUUUGUUCCUCUCAGUCUGGCACAUGCACACUUAAUGGCCUAAUGGCGCUGGACCACCAGCCCAUUUGCCCCUCUAGAGCAAAAGUGUUCCUCGAGUUGUAUGUAAUAUGACCCUAAACUCUUAAACUCUUAUUAAAUUUAUUAUUAGCAUUGUUACAUGUCAUUAUGAUUGUCAAUUGUGUAUGUUUUCACUGGUAGCAAAAUAAAUAAAUACAAUUAUUAUAUUAUAA
Anguilla anguilla (European eel) is the source of this 2720-nucleotide messenger RNA. Its product is annotated as GTPase IMAP family member 9-like. Gene Ontology annotation, molecular function: GTP binding. The coding region runs from base 222 to 1505 and encodes 427 amino acids. The record is from RefSeq and is a predicted model, not a curated record. NCBI's taxonomy places the organism in Eukaryota, Metazoa, Chordata, Actinopteri, Anguilliformes, Anguillidae. The transcript is spliced from 2 exons.